AGGAAUCUUUGGCUCUGGCUUCCCUGCCUCAUCCGAGCCGUCACCGGUUGCUUCAUGGGAACCAUCUUCAUCACCAGAACCGUCGGCGGAACCACAACCAACAUCCGAACCAGAACCAUCGCCCGAACCUGCUGCAUCUCCGGAACCGACGCCAGAACCGCCUUCAUCGGAACACGAACAUUCUGUCGAACCAUCGGCGGCUCCGGAACCAGCUGCUUCCCCGGAACCGACUGCGGAACCCGCGGCGUCACCUGAACCAACAUCGGAACCCGCUCCGGAACCGACAGCCGAACCUCCGGCCUCGCCCGAACCGUCUGCCUCUCCCGAACCGUCUGCGUCUCCCGAACCGUCUGCCUCCCCCGAACCUCCAGUACCCGUUACUGAACCGGCCCCUGAACCAUCCGCUUCUCCAGAACCCACUGCAGAACCGGCCCCUGAACCGACCGUGGCCCCGGAACCGGAACCUUC
Molecule: messenger RNA, 468 nt
Organism: Gryllus bimaculatus (two-spotted cricket)
Lineage: Eukaryota; Metazoa; Arthropoda; Insecta; Orthoptera; Gryllidae
Source: the annotation of a GenBank genome assembly